AUGCCUUCGAAUCGCCAUGCCGAGUCUUUACCUCCGGGAAAAUGGAAUGCCUUCGUCACCGCGACGAAGGAGAUUCUUGCCUAUUCCCCAUAUCUGUCGGACGUGGAAAAAGCAGGGGACAACAUUAGCUCGCUGCGACAGCAGCUGGCGAAGAUGCAGCAAGAUCUGAAGGAGAAGCAGCGGGAGCUUGAUGAAGCCAACGCCGUACGAUCGCGUCUGCAUGACGACUAUGACAGUCGGUACAGCACGUGGCGAGUCCGAGAGGCUGAGCUCCAGGACGAGCUGCAGGAAACACAUUCAAGGGCUCAAACAAUCCGCGCGAAUGAGGUGCAGGAUUUGCAGACGCAGCUGAUGACGAACAAGGGUGCUCUUGACCAAACGCGACAGCAACUUCAGGAGGCGCAGACAUUACUGGUCAAUUAUAGAGCUCAGAUAAAGGACUCCAAAGACCUGGCGGAGAGCCGGGAACGGGCGCUUGGAUUGACAGAUCUCGACGAGGACUUUGAACAUGAACUCGAACAAUUGUCCCAGCAGCUCUACAAGCUGUCGCAGCGAUACUUUGCCCGCGACCUGCCGCAGGAGGCCAACCGAGACGAUGUGUAUCAGCGCCUGUGGCAAUCGAGCUUCAUGAGCGUGUUUUCCGGUCCGAUCGCCAUCUCCAAUUCCUCAGCGUCCAAGCACAUGCGCGCCGCCGCGGUCGAAUCCUUGAUCGCCAAUGAACUGGUCAAAUCCAUCUUCCAGGAUCCCAGCGUCGUCCGACAAGGACGCGUCCCGCGUGACUUGCUGGAUCGACUUGCGCACCACCCGCUGCAAGAGGGCGUCAUGCGUUCGCUGAUCUUGAAGGCUUAUGCGUUCGAAGAGACUCAGGCACGCGUCCAGAGCGUUCGCAGAGCAACCACUGACGUGCUCGGAAUGGCCGCGCCUCUUUUGUCCGAUACCGACCGCGAUCUAUUCGCACGGGAUCUGUCGGCAUAUCUCGAAACGACGGCGGAUCUGUGGGAAAGACGCCUGCGCAGUGAGGAAGACAUCAGCGUGUCAAUCAAUCUUCGUCAGGAAAACACGACCUGGCGCAUGCGUGGCGAGUCCCCCGAGGGAGACCCGUCGGAUGGUGCAGCUCCAAUCAUGGUGCUGUUCCCACGCAUCUGUCGAGAAAGAGAUCAGAAGCUGUUGUGCGAAGGGGUGGCGCUAUGGUCCGAUCAGCCGUUCGUCAACGCGGCACAGAUCGAGGCGCAGGCGCAAGCCACGCGGAUACCAGCGACUCUGAAAAUCUCACGCGGGGCCAGCGUAGCCAGUCGACGACGGCAAAGCACCAGUAUGCCAUCCGAAUCCUCGAACAAUAGGGACGUGGCGAGAAGCUCAGCAGGAAGCACAAGUCCCACCGAUCGAACGUUCGCGGGUCGAGCGAACCGAGCCAAGAAAGACGGUUCCACGGCGUAG
Messenger RNA from Xylona heveae TC161, 1437 nucleotides. RefSeq lists its product as hypothetical. The transcript is spliced from 3 exons. Lineage: Eukaryota; Fungi; Ascomycota; Xylonomycetes; Xylonales; Xylonaceae. The record is from RefSeq and is a predicted model, not a curated record. Bases 1 to 1437 code for a protein of 478 amino acids.